Molecule: messenger RNA, 2388 nt
Organism: Fomitopsis serialis
Lineage: Eukaryota; Fungi; Basidiomycota; Agaricomycetes; Polyporales; Fomitopsidaceae
Product: Alpha/Beta hydrolase protein
Exons: 6
Coding region: 87-2198 (703 amino acids)
Source: RefSeq, a predicted model, not a curated record
UUAACUCCUUUGCGAUGCUGCACUUGGGCCGUAUAUAUAGGGAGACAGUGCAGAGAUGAAGUGCCGUCACCGUAGACCUGGGCGACAUGGCCCUGACACGCAUAACGUCGCGUUAUGCGGCCCUGCUUGGCUGUCUUGUUACUCUGCCUUCCUUUGUCCUCGGGUGGGCGACGUAUCCCGACACUGACGUGGUGAUCGUCUCAAACAACGAUCUCGACCCCUCAAAUGCGAACCGGGCAAGUGCGUUGUACUUGAAAAGUGCAUUCAGCUGCGAGGAAGCUCUCUUGGCCUGCGAGCAGCUUCAAGAAACUCUGCUACCUGCACCGAAUACGACAGCUGGUCUUACGGCGCAGAACCUGUCCGUUGCGCUCACAUCUGAGCGGCAUGGCGCCGCUCUAGGCAAAACACAGCAAGUUUGGGUCGCAAGCGAUGCGCCUGACAACUGCGGGGCUUUCACGCCAAGCUACCAGUAUUCCGACGUCGGAUAUGCGCUUGACACAAACGUCGACUUUGCCACCCUGCUGCCUGUACUUUGCACGAAUUCGGCCCCUCUGACGCGCUCAAAUGUCACGUCUUACGACACCACACGCAAGAUUCAACUCUCUACGCCUUCUGCUGGCACCCUGACUGGCUACCGUGACAAGUUCACCUUCCGUUUCCUCGGGAUCAAGUAUGCGGAGCCAACCAAUGGGAGCGCUAGGUUCCGGCCGCCCACAGCGCUCACUGUAGAACCUGAGACCGAACGCUCCGCGCUUCAAUAUGGGAGCAUCUGUGCUCAGCCACCCGACGCGGACAACGGCCAUUUACUGUAUUCAAACGAGGAUUGCCUGUAUCUGAAUGUGUGUUCCCCUGUCGCAAACUCUGCGACGAACUCGGUCCAGACUGCGCCCAAGCUCCCCGUGAUGUUCUUCAUACACGGCGGUGGUCUGAACACAGGCGACAGCGGGCCGUUCCCAUUCAACAUGACUACGAGCGGCUUCGUCGGGAACUCCGUUUCCAAUAUCUAUGAUGGCACGAACGUCGUGUCGUAUGCAGGCGUUGUUCUAGUCACGAUCAACUAUCGUUUGACGGCGUUCGGCUGGUUCAACGCCUCCAAUGCCGCCCUGAAGGACGCACUUCUCGCACUGCAGUGGGUUCAGGACAAUAUCGAGUCUUUUGGUGGCGAUCCGACGAAAGUACUCAUCUACGGCGAGUCCGCUGGUGGUGUCAUGACAAGAUACUUGCUUGGCACAAAUCCCGUCUACACUGAAGGCCUAUUCAGUGCUGCUAUUCUCGAAUCAGAUUUCGGGCAGAGCGACCCUUUCCUCUCGAUCCCGCUCGCACAGAACAUAUCACUGAAGCUCGCGCAAUACCUUGGAUGUGCUUCAAACUCCUCUACCACGUUCAACGACACGAUGGCCCAAUGUGUACAGGAUCUCCCCGCCGGGGACAUCGCGACGGCUUCUUACAACCUCGGUAUCUCCUGGAGCAUCGCUGUUGAUGGCGACUACGUGCUCACCGAUAUUGCGUCCAGUAUCAUGGACGGUGACUACGCACGCGUGCCAACCAUCUGGGCGAGCAACGAAUGCGAAUAUUGCUACUUCCUGCCGAGCACAAUCGCGCCGACUGCGAACGCAUCCGUCUUCCCCGAAUAUAUCUCAAUCGGGUUCAAUACCACGGGCGCCCAGGCCAUCUUGAACGCGACCGACCUCUAUCCCUACCAAACCGCGCCAUCCGCAGAUGGGAUCUCAGGAGCCGUGCUGACCCUCGCCCAACUCUUCACCGACUUUGCCGUGCACUGCCCAGAGCUGUAUCUCGCAUCCCUGGAGACGAACACCACCAACCCCGGCAACUCGUACAAGGUCGUAUUCGCCACAGGUCUCGGUUCGCCGCUCACGCCGAACCCUGAGACUUGUGUGGGACAAGUCUGUCAUGCAGAUGAGCUCUACUGGGUCUUCGCCACGGCCGAGACAGACAACCUGUACCAACCUCUGACUCCGGGUCAGGUCGCGACGACCCGCGAGGUGAUCAACCGCUGGACUUCGCUUGCGUGGACUGGCAACCCCAACUACGAAGGCGCUGUGGUGGAGUGGGCACCGUAUACAGGCGACAACGAGAUCGUCAUUAACGCGACGGCCACCGAGACCAUUGAGCCAUACCGAGUGGCUCAGUGCGACUUCCUCGUGACUCAGAUUGGUCUGAUAUUCGGGGACCCGUAGGCAGCUUUUCGCUAAAUGGAGGGUACGUAAUACUGUCGAGUACCGCGUACGCCCGCGACGAAGCAAAUACCUACCAACUUCCGCGUGGCACUCAGUUUCCCUCCAGUGAAUAGGGUAUACAUCAAAGUGGUCAUGGCUGAGCGUCUUGUGAGGACACCCAACCGAACCCGAAAGAAUAAAUUAAACUGCA